Xylona heveae TC161 is the source of this 2550-nucleotide messenger RNA. RefSeq names its product Pkinase-domain-containing protein. Gene Ontology annotation, cellular component: cytoplasm. The transcript is spliced from 3 exons. Bases 1 to 2550 code for a protein of 849 amino acids. Gene Ontology annotation, molecular function: protein serine/threonine kinase activity; ATP binding. Gene Ontology annotation, biological process: protein phosphorylation; intracellular signal transduction. The record is from RefSeq and is a predicted model, not a curated record. Lineage: Eukaryota; Fungi; Ascomycota; Xylonomycetes; Xylonales; Xylonaceae.
AUGGCGCCAGCUUUUGACGAGGAAGAUUUGUCUAUUUCGUUACCAAGUAAUGGCUCCAGAAGAUCCCCAAACAAAAGGCCCGAGCCACCGUCGCAACAGCAAAUACAAACCCAAAAUGCGACCACGAUCACGACUGAGCCCACCACUCAACGUACGACGCAACGACUUGGUCAGUACAACAUAAUCAAGACGCUUGGUGAGGGAUCAUUUGGCAAGGUGAAGCUUGCCGUGCAUCAAAUUAGCGGACAGAAGGUUGCAUUGAAGAUUAUAUCGCGCCGGAAGUUGAUGAACCGAGACAUGGCCGGAAGGAUCGAGAGAGAAAUUCAAUAUCUGCAGCUCCUGCGACAUCCUCACAUCAUCAAGCUAUACACCGUGAUUACAACGCCAAGUGAGAUCAUCAUGGUGCUCGAGUACGCUGGCGGCGAAUUGUUCGACUACAUUGUUCAGCAUGGAAAGAUGACCGAAGACUCCGCUCGUCGUUUCUUCCAGCAGAUGAUCUGUGCAGUUGAAUACUGUCAUAGACAUAAAAUUGUCCAUCGGGAUUUGAAGCCUGAAAAUCUGCUGCUGGACGAAUAUCUCAACGUCAAAAUCGCCGAUUUUGGACUAAGCAAUAUCAUGACAGACGGAAACUUUCUCAAAACAAGUUGCGGCAGUCCUAACUAUGCUGCGCCCGAAGUAAUCUCUGGGAAGCUCUACGCUGGACCGGAAGUUGAUGUCUGGAGCUGUGGCGUCAUUCUCUACGUUCUCCUGGUCGGUCGCCUGCCAUUUGAUGAUGAAUACAUUCCAGCACUUUUCAAGAAGAUUGCCCAGGGCAACUUCCAUGUUCCCAGCUAUCUCUCCUCUGGUGCUACGAGUCUCAUCAAGAAGAUGUUGGUAGUGAACCCUGUUCAUCGAAUUACAGUUCAGGAAAUCCGACAAGAUCCUUGGUUCUUGAAAGACUUGCCGGAUUACCUAAAGCCGCCAGUGGAGGAAUUUCUCGAUACGGGGGUCGACCCAAAUAAAGCUAUCGAUCCAAGGCGACUGGCUCCUUCGCAACCCCAGUCUGUUCAGGAGAGGCUACAUCAAUCUGUCAUUGGAAAGCUUGGAAAGACCAUGGGUUAUGCCAUGGACGACGUUCAAGAGGCACUUGGUCGAGACGAGCCCAGUGCGAUCAAGGAUGCCUACCUGAUUGUCCGGGAGAACACCAUCAUGAAAGAAAAUCCCAAUCUUUCAAAUGCCCAAGGAAUGCAACCUUGGCUUGCUCAGUCGCCGCCUGCCUGGAAUCAGCAUAUGCCAAGCUCGCCCCGUGGUCAUGAUGGCCAUCAGCGUGGUCAUCACGUCUCUUCGCCCAUAAGUAGAGUCAUGAAUCGGCUCCAUAGGGAUUCCAGCUCCAGCCAGCCGAGUCUGCACGAGGUUAGAAGCCCUAGCAGUAACAUUGCUAUCCUUCCGAGCAGCAUGCCGGAUUAUCACAAGGCAUUCAUGAAAGGACGUCCUCCAUCCACAGGGUUUUCACCCAAGGACCGUACUGGCGAUGAACACAUUGUAUCUAGCGCAGAGCAAGCUGAGAAUGCCCGCCGGCUCCGUCCACACAAUCGGGGACACUCUGCAAGCGAUAAGCCACCCAAGCCUGAGAUGAUGACGCCCAUCCCCUCAAAGAAGCCCCGCCCGACCAAGUGGCAGUUUGGUAUCCGAAGCCGAAAUCAACCCCUCGAAGCCAUUGGAUGCAUUUAUCGUGCACUAAAGACCCUUGGAGCCGAGUGGGAAAUUGGCGAUGAAAAUGACUAUACACAGGAUGAUCAAACAGAAGGCUCCUCAAGACCUCGAGGUAGUAGCGUUAGCGAUGACGACGAGCCCAAGUCUGGUCACUGUGAACAUUACGAAGGCGGCCGAUCUCAGACGGCCUUGUCUUCGGAUGGUGCAUCGCUUCAUCAUGAGACUUCUCUGACUGGCGCAUCCUCUUACACGACUGAGAGUGAAGGGCGUCACCGAAGGUCAGGAUCUGAUUACUAUACACUCCCUGAAGAUCCGUGGGUCAUUCACUGCCGAUGGCGCAAAGACGAUAUGUAUCCUGCCGGCAUGCCGCAUCCCAGUAGUGCCCAUGGCAGUCGAGUGACUCUCAAUGAGGAGCCAAAGUCCAGGAAACGGAGUAACACGACAGGCAGCGUGAACAGCGUGAGUGGAAGCAUUGGUAGCCAAACAGGAAGUGUUGCGCAACCGGGAAGCCUCUCUCGCUAUCCCGACCCCGAUGAGAGUUGUUUUGUUCAUAUGGAGAUCCAGCUGUAUCAGUUGGAGCGAGACUUUUACCUGGUGGACUUCAAAUGCGCAGGGUAUGAAUGUCUAAUCGAGGAUGUGGUGGAGGAGGUAUCGGCAACUCAAGAGGUAGAAAAGGUUGAAGGCGAGCGCAUUGGUAGCAAUCUCCCUAGCGCGCAAGGGUCGGCGUCCAACCUCCAUGGGAAACUCAGACACUUGAAAGGAGUUGGAAGAAAGGAGGAGGAGAAGGAUGUUUCUAGUCCUUUUCCAUUCCUCGACCUUGCGAGUAAACUUAUCAUUCAGCUGGCUGAAGCCGACUGA